ACGAAAGUGGGUUUAACAAGAUAAGUGGGUUUUUCCAGGUUACAAACUGCAGACUGGAGCUCAGGUGACAAGGUAGUCGGAGUGAUAAGGAUCCAACAUUUCAAGCUACCAGAUGGAUCAAGGCCGGUCCACUAUCCAGGACGUCAUCCGAUGUGAUCUUUGUAAGGACAACAUUGUACAGAGUUACUGUGACUACUGUAAUUUCAACCUCUGUAAGCCCUGUAUAGGUGAACAUAUCUCUGAUGGAUACGACAAACAUAAAAUUGUCUCCUUCCACCUACGCCGAUCCACCUUGAUUUAUCCAAAAUGCAAAACACAUCCAAACAAAACGUGUGAAUUGCAAAGUAAGCAGAAUAAUGAAUUUAUUUGUACAAUAUGCUCUGCAUCAGACCAAGUUAAAGGCCAUGAUUUUGUAGUUCUUGACGAUCUGUGUAAAACAAAGAAAUUUGACAUUAAAAAGGAUAUUAAAGAAUUAGAAGAGGUUAUCUCUCCAACAUACGUAGACGCUGCAAACAACCUGGAAAACCAGAUUGCUAACCUAGAAAAAGAGUAUGAGAAACUUACAACAGAAUUGUCUAAAAAACAGGAAGAAUGGCACAAAGAAAUUGACAAAGUUGUCAGCAGAAUGAAGGACAAAAUAGACGGAUUUAAAGUGAAACAUCGGGACGUUCUUGUGAAGCACUUGAAUGAGAUCAAAAAGAUAAAAACGUCAAUUGAGGAAAGCUUAUCGGCUUUUAGGGAAUUAGAGGAAUCCAAUGUUGUGUCAUCUAUCAUGGACUACAGAACACGAAACAACGAGUUCAGUAAACUUCCACCCAAAGUUACAGUCUCGAUGACUACAUUUCAUCCAAAGACAAUCAACAGUGACAAAAUUUUCGACAUGUUUGGAUCUUUGAAACCCUAUAAAACGAAAACAGACGAAAAUGGGUACAAAUUAAAGAAACCAUAGGGCUCAUUAAAAUACCCAAAUUUACGAAGAAAGGCCCAAAAACAAAAAGUUCAGUAAACUUCCACCAAAACUUACUGCAUGUCUCGAUCUACAUUUUAACGAAAGACAAUCAACAGUGACCUAUUUCAAUAUGCUUGAAGCUGUGAACAUUUUUGAUACGAGAAUAAAUGAAAAUUGGUAAAAAUUUAAGAAACUGUUGGAUUAACAAAAUUCACUUAAAUUGAUUUAUACCUGAAGUAAACAGGAAAUCCAUAACUGGUGCUGGAAUGAGUAGAAUAGAUUGGCUCCAUCUGAAACAAAUUUAGGCUCACAUGAGAUAAAGUUAUAUUACAUGAUUGACAAUUAGUGUAUAGUGGCUGACAAUUUAAAAAAAAAUGAAUAGAAUUACCAAUGGAAAGAUGAAAAAAAUAAACACUUAUUAAUCACAAGGAUGGACAUUUGUUAGUCUCUGAAUUAAAAUCUUCGGUGAUCUUUUAAUAGACAUAUUAUGAUAAUGAGAAAAAUCCAAGGUAAUCCAAUACACAGCAGCUACAUUAAUUGACGUAAUAUUGUCUCUGCAUCAGAUACCAGCAUAGAGUUAUCAUCUAUUUUCUUCUCUUUUGAGAAACAUGACAACUUGCUUGUUACCGAGUCCUUCGGUUCGUUAUUGAAUGAAAACUUUUGUAUAUUGUGCUCAACUUUCAUCAUUCUUUCCAUUCAAUGUCUAAUAUUCUCUGAUUAUUAAAAUACUGGCUGGAUCUUUUUUUUCAAGAUUCUCAUCUCAAAAUCAAUUUUGUAUGGUUUUACAAUAUUACAUUACAUUAAACACGAUUUUAUUACGAUCUAUUUAAUUUACAUUUUUAAUAAUUUUAAUAAUAGGUCACAUUGAUAUAAACAGAUUCCCAUACCACCUUAAAUCACAAGACUUUGUUAGAACCACUCAUUAAACAGCGACCGUGACUUCAGUCAUAUUUACCUCUGUAAUUGCUGCAUAAGAAAACCUUUAGUUAAUGUUCUCUCUAGUCUAUAGUUUAUGCAAUAAUAUAUAUGUAAUACCGGAGGACAGCAGUUGAAAUUGACCUCCUCGAAAAACAUUAUUGUUAACCUCCGCUUCGCGUCGAUUGACAGUGGUCUUUCUUGGGGUGUCAAUUUUAACUGUUACCCUCCUAAACAUGCACCUUAUACAUAAUGUCGCCCUCUAAACCGUGUAAUAUCUGUAUAAUAUAUCUUUGUGGUAUAUUAACCAAUCAAAAGCCUUAUUAAAUGAUAUACGAUAAUUGUAAAAAGCGUAAAUAGUAUACAUUUGAUAUUUUUAUUAUGACUAUACAAUAUUUCUUAAAAUACAUUUCUAUACCGUUUCAGGUUAAUGAUCUGGAAAACCCAGUAAAGUAAAACGCUUUGUUUCGUUUGGUGACAUUGAUAACAUAUCAAGAGCGAUAAAUAACAAGAUGGAGCAUAUAUUCCUUACCUUAACACGCACAUUAAACUGUUAUUUCAGCGCCUUAGUAGUAACUUGUUUUAUUGUUGCUCAGUGGUAAGAUACAAAAAAGGUAACAAAUAUUUGACAAAAUUAAUGAAACCAUUUAUGGUAACAAAUAAAUUCCCGAUACAGAAAUAUACAGGAUUUCAAAUUGUAGCUAAAAAAUAAAGGUAGUUGCUGUCAUAUUACAACAAUUUUUUUUUCAAAUUUCGAUAUUAAAGUGUUGCAUUGGAUUGAAAAUGAGAGAGAAUCCAAUGACAGACAAAUGUGCUACCCUUCUCCAUA
This is a messenger RNA of Magallana angulata, 2693 nucleotides long. Its product is annotated as E3 ubiquitin-protein ligase arc-1-like. Lineage: Eukaryota; Metazoa; Mollusca; Bivalvia; Ostreida; Ostreidae. Gene Ontology annotation, molecular function: zinc ion binding. The record is from RefSeq and is a predicted model, not a curated record. The transcript has 3 exons. The coding region runs from base 113 to 949 and encodes 278 amino acids.